Messenger RNA from Aspergillus uvarum CBS 121591, 945 nucleotides. RefSeq names its product alpha/beta hydrolase. The transcript has 2 exons. Bases 1 to 894 code for a protein of 297 amino acids. NCBI's taxonomy places the organism in Eukaryota, Fungi, Ascomycota, Eurotiomycetes, Eurotiales, Aspergillaceae. The record is from RefSeq and is a predicted model, not a curated record.
AUGGCUGGUGAAAGAGUUCACUUUACAGCUUACGACGGGCUCAGGCUUGCUGGGAUACUCUACAGUGCAGGGGAGCAACGCCCAUGCGUGAUCAUGACAAAUGGAUUCUCCGGGCUAAAAGAACAGUUUCUCCCGGACUUUGCAGCUCGAUUCAACGCCGCCGGCUACACCGUUCUGAUCUACGACAACCGUUGCUGGGGCGAAAGCGAAGGCACCCCGCGGAAUGAAGUUGAUCCCCUGCUUCAAACGCGAGACUACUAUGACGCAUUCAACUACGCGACAACACUCCCUUCGGUGGACGCGACCAAGAUUGUUUACUGGGGCAGCAGCAUGUCUGGGGGCAAUGCGCUGGUUGCUACCGCGGUGAACAAAUGUGUGAAAGCAGUGAUUUGCCAGGUCCCAUUUGUCUCGGCAGAGCCAAUGAUCCCAGCAUCGACAGUACUAUGUCGCACGCUUCUGCAGGAUCGUGCAAGUAUCAUCCGCGGGAAGAUGCCGUUGAUGGGGCCGAUUCUUCCUGCAUCGCUGGAGGAGGUUGUUCUGGGCACAUCCAAGGCGAUAUUGAAGGAUGCUAGUGCGGUUGUGUUUGUGGAGGAGAUGAACAGACGAGGUCUCAAGAUUGAGACCUUCGUUACGCUACAGAGCCUCUUGCAUGGAGUUGGAAAUGAGCCAGCAGCUUGGGUCAGGCGUAUUGCCCCGAGGCCCAUGCUCAUGGUAGUUGCGGACCAGGAUGUCACCUGCCCGGUCGAGACGCAGCUGGCUGUUUUCAAUCAGGCAUUGCACCCGAAGACGUUGCAUAUUCUGAAGGAUACUUCGCAUUUUGAUCCGUAUUUUGGGCCUGCAUUUGAGGAAAAUGUCCAGGUGCAGCUGAACUUCUUGAAGGAUGUGUUCCAGUGAAAUGGUAGCCUAUCCCUAGCUGAUUUCCUCGAUCAAGCACCAGUUAGAAAG